Mycena citricolor is the source of this 2015-nucleotide messenger RNA. The record is from the annotation of a GenBank genome assembly. Lineage: Eukaryota; Fungi; Basidiomycota; Agaricomycetes; Agaricales; Mycenaceae.
AUUCGAUCUUGAACUUUCUCUAAUGGCUAAAUCGAAGAAACCUCUGAAAGCUGCGCUUCAAUCCCAGCAGACUCGCAUGAAGACGAAGCAGAAAGCUGCGCAGGCGGCCCAGACGGCUGAACUCAUGGCCAGGAAAUCGAACAGCUCAAAAAAGUCCAAUGCGAAAGGCAAGGGAAAAGCGGAAUCUGGUGCCUCUGCUUCGUCGAAUAUCUCUCGGCGAAGACAGACGAUACCAUUUUUACCGACGGAGAAGAUAUUGCUCAUCGGGGAGGGGAACUUCUCGUUUGCUCAUGCCCUGAUUCACGAUGCGCCUGCUGUUCUGGAACAUCUGCCUCCGCGAAAUGUCACCGCUACUGCGUACGAUUCAGAAGAGGAGUGUUACAGCAAAUAUCCGGAAGCUGAAGAACUUGUUUCGAGGCUUCGGGCUGCCGGAUCUGAAGUGCUGUUUUCCGUUGACACCACGAAAUUGGAGAAGAUCGCGGCCUUCAAGGGAAGGACGUGGGAUAAGAUUGUUUGGAACUUUCCGCAUGCUGGAAAGGGUAUCGCUGAUCAGGACCGAAAUAUCCUGUCGAAUCAGUUACUGCUUCUUGGAUUUCUGCGUUCUGCGGCUGGGUGUCUGACCAGAGGUCCUUUUCCUCAGAUCUUCGCACCACGGAAGCGGCGGGCAGACGACGUUGAAGAUGAUGAAGGCGAACAGGAAGACCUUGAUGAAGACCUUGACAUGUCCUCAUCUGCGAAGGCUGCUAGCUGUCGCGGAUCGGUUUUGAUAACUCUACGUAAUGUGUCACCGUAUACUCAGUGGGAUCUGCCGCGGCUUGCCAAGAAUCCACCCCCUCCUGCGUCAUCUGGACACCCUGGCAACCCUCGCUACACGCUUCUGCGCUCAUUCGAGUUUCAGCGGAGCACCUGGUCUGGAUAUGCUCAUCGAAUGACAAAAGGAGAACGUGCUGGUGGCACCGGGACAACUGGAGUCGGCGGGGAGGAUCGCACGUGGCAGUUCUGUCUGAGGGAUUCGUGAUGCAUAUCAGCUGAGUGCUCGGGAACUACAACGUAUCCCCCCUUCUCGCCGGAUCGGAGUCAAUGUUGCAUCCCGCCAGGUUCACCGAAUCUUGGGGAAGGAUAGGACACUGUCGUUCACAAGCAGGUCUGCUGUGUUAUCCCAUUUGCAGUUUUACCGCCUUGUAUCUGCUGUAGAGGUCCUGGAUCAACAGCUUACCCAGAUUCAAUCUUCCGAAUGACGCCAAAUCCUGUCCUUGCUUCUGGCCGCCGCCACUUCUCGUUCUCAUCAUUCUGGAUCAGGCCCCCGGUCACUGUCGACUCAGUCAGUUCGCCUCGACCGGCUGGUUCAUCCUCUCAAAUCCGCUUGUCAGAAAGUCCGCCUGUCAGAGACUGAUCUGCUCUGAGAUCACCUCAGACAUGGGCCACUUGCCUCAGUUCACACGCCUUGCUACAUAAAAUGCAGACCGGAUGCCUCUCUCUGCGGCCUGCGGUGCUGGCAGCACUGAUCGACGCGUAGAUCUGGCAUGAUGUGCAUUGAUCGCCACCCAAGGUAGUGGCCGGGGCUACCACCUUAGAGACGACAAGCAGAGAGACCAAACUGCAGCAUCAAGCGAUGCCUCAAUCAUUGUUCCCGAGCGACUCCAGCUGACGCCGACAUUCAAAUUGCAUCCCUGGCAUAUGCACUGCACGUACGACUUUCACGUAAUGAGGGUGAUAUGCAUCGAUAACUCACGCACGCUCGCUGCACACUCGCCGUAACCACCUCGUGGCAGAUUUCAUAUCCCAUUGCAGUAUGUUUGAAUUCCGGACUCGGAGUCGCUGAGGGUUGCACCGGAAGUGGCGCACCGCCCAGUUGACGACCGCAAUAGAGUCGACUCUUCGUCACUUGUCAACAUUCGCACGUCGUAUUUUGGGAUGUGGUGCUUUUAGAUCCUCCCGUCACUCCUCACCCAUCUCUCUGGGUGUGCGGCUCGGUCUCUCCGUUCGGAACGCAGAAUAUCAUGAUUUUAAACGCA